GGAGAGCACGAUCCUCGCAGGGUUUAAGUCCACCGGAGCAUGUCAUGCCCAGACGGAUAGCAGGCUUGUUGUUCGGGCCGAUGCAUGACAGCAGACAUUAUUAUUAUUAGAAUUAUUAUUUUUUGUAUUAGAGACGCUCAGACGACUCGGAGAUGGGGAGCACGUUUGCAGCUGGAAGACCCUCAAUUUCGCCAUGAAAACAGCUAUAUUCGCUUUCGGUUUUCUGCAGCCUCCAUCUAGGAUCCUUUAAUCUAAACUUCAGGCUCGAACCCUCGGGGAUGUGAAGCGCUGCAGGCGGCGCUGAUGGAGCUGCAGGAGUUGGGCUGGCUGGGUCUGGUGGCUCUCUUCUUGGCCUCCCUGCUCAUCGUGCUGGCAUGGCUGCUCCAGUACGGGCUGUCGGUGCUGCGGCUCUGGAGGUCCGGGAAGACCGCGGCCCGGGAUCAGCAUCAGCACCAGACCCAUCAGAGCCAUCAGACCCAUCAGAGCCACCAGGCCGGAGGAGUGUGGCGCUUCCUGCUGAAGCUCUGCUCCGGCAAGGAUGGAGGAGCUGCACCCGAGGCUGGAGUCAGGGGCUUGUUGGCCUCUCUGUUCUCCUUCAAGUCCUUCAGGGAGCACUGGCAGAGGACCUGGGUCAGGGCUCUGAACGAGCAGGCCUGCAGGCAUGGGAGCUCCCUCCAGAUAACCUUUGACAGCAGUCUCCAGUUAACUGCUGCAUCUGCAGUGGAGAGCGUGACCUGCACCGAGCAGUCUCCCAGCAGGAUGGUUUUACAUUGUGCGUUAUGGAUGGACACGGUGGCGUUUCCCGUGACGGUCACUCAGCAGUCGCCUGCCGCCGUUUCCAUGGACACCUACCAGAUCACCACCGCGCCCAUGGUGGCAGAGGUGGUGGUGUGUCUGGAGGAGGUGGAGGGCGAGGGUCUGCUGAUGUCCUGGACUCUUUCCAAGCAGCCGUCGGUGUGUCUGACCGUGUCCCCGUGCAAGCUGCAGCGCCGGGGCACCGAGGGCGAAGCCGACCUGGACAUGAUCAGAGGGAUGAUCGAGGACACUCUCUUCAGCGCUCAGCCGGCCAUGGUCCUCAACCUCAGGAUGUCUGCGUCCAGUCCUCUGUCCCCAGCAGACCAUCUCUCGGUGGGACCGAGCCCCCCGUCCCAGAGCGUCCUGGUGAGGCGGCUCCUCGUCCGACAGCUCGGCGUGACCUUGAGCAAAGGCCAGUGGUCCAGAUCGGGGGAGCUGUGCUGCGUCCUGAGCCUGGACCGGCCCUCGGCGGAGAGGAAGACCUGCUUCCUGCCAGCACCCAGCAGCCCCGCCGCUGCUCUCGAAUGGAGAGAAGAUAUUGCACUGGAGCUCGGCCCGGAAACCAAAGAGCUCAGGAUACGCCUUCAGGAGCGGAGCGGCGCCAGAGAACAACUUCUUCCGGGACACGCCUCCAUUUCCUUGAACUUCCAAAAUAAAAGUCCAGCCGGACCACGUAAAGUGUCCAUCAGCCCCGGUCCUGGACUGGCGCCCAGCGCCACCGUCACCGCCGAGCUGCACUUCACAGAAACCGAGGAGCCUCGCGGCCCCCACAAUGCUCUGCCGCUCCGCUCCUCUCUCACCCCCAGCAAGAAGGUGGACGUGGACCGGACCGUGAUGCCGGAUGGAACCAUCGUCACCACGGUCACGACCGUCCAGUCUCGGCUGAAGCUCGACCGCAGCCCAGGGGAUUCGCCGCUACGCUCCCCGUCCAAGGUGGAGCUGCUGGAGAAGACGUCCGCCGCCCCGUCGGACGGGAGAGGGAGCCCCAACCCGAGCAAAAGCAGUCGCCUCUCUAAUGGCCUGGAUCCUGUUGCAGAGACGGCCAUCCGGCAGCUGACCGAGUCCGCGUCCAAGGCAGCGCGCAAGACGCCCACGAAGAGGAGCACGCUGAUCAUCUCCGGCGUGGCCAAGGUUCCCCUCGCAGAGGACGACUGUGCGAUCUCAAGCGGCUACGCGGCCGCCAUGGACGCGGCCAUGCACGGCAACCACUGCAGGGCAGGGCACCCCCAGGACCCCGAUGAGACCACACCCUCCGACGUGUCGGAGCGCCCCUCCGUGGACGACGUGGACUCAGAUACCGGCUCCGCCGGUGCCUUGGAAACCCGCAGCCUCAAGGAUCAUAAAGUGAGCUUCCUGCAGAGCGGCACAAAGCUGCUGUUCCGCCGCAGACAUCGAGAGAAGGAGCCCUGCCUCAGCCAGUCCCACGAAAACAUCUCCAACAUGGACAGCAACUUUGCCGCAGAAGCUGCGUCCAGCAGCCGCAAGAAGUCCGGCAGCUUCUCCCGGCGGCUCAUCAAGCGCUUCUCCUUCCGCUCCUCCGGUAAGUCGAAAGCCAAAGCUCCCGCCAGCAACGGUGGAUCGAGCUCGGUGGAUAACUGAUCCCCUCUCGAGUCCGUCAUCGCUGUCAAUGCAGCCACCAGAUGUGAGGAGCUGAACGCCCGGGGAGGGCAGUAACUCUUACCCCUACAAAGGGAGGAUGAACCUCACGCACCUUCAGGACCCAACCUGAAACAAGAUGAUGAAAUCUAUUUUCUUUGAGAAGAAAAAAGUGCUGCUUAGUGAGAAGAAAGGAAACACUACGAUGAAACUUUGGUGGUGGAAAUGCUCUUAAACUACUUAAUGAGGUGAAAUGACGAGGUGAUAUUACCGGUUGCACACUUUGAACUGUUUUUUCUUUUUUAAUGGUAAGUUGUAAAAUUCUUUAUUGUAAAAAGAUAAUUUAUUAUUACGUGAAACUAAUGAAAUGUGCUAUUUAUUUUCUCUUUUCGCCAAAUGCAAUCAUCCCAGUUGAAUUACACUGUAAAAUCAAGAUAUCGUCAUCCUCUUUCUUUUUAUUAUGCAAAUGUGAUUUUAAACAUAAGUUAAAGAGACGUCUCCGUCGGGCCAUACUGUGCAUUCAUCACUGCUCAUGAAUUGUUUUUAGGAUGUUGCUUCAUCUUUUAUCAGAUAUAAAAAUCUAUAUAUUUAUUGUGAUUUUGUGUUAUGAAGUCACAUUCCUAUGAAUUAUAAGUUAUGUUUGCUUGCAGACUUUUAAUGUUGGGAAAUUAGUUUAAAGUCAAGAAAGAAAACAAAAUCUGAAAGUCUCUCCAAUCAAAAAGUUGGUGACCAGGCGCCGCCGUGGCGCCGGCUGAGCGUGGUUCCGCUUCGUUAUUGUAAUAGCUGGAUAUUUCGUGUUUAACGCCUCACAAAGAACAUUGUUUUUACGGGAAUCGCUGGAAACUGAUGUUGUAAACGUAGCAAAGCCUGGCUUGCGUUUACGUUUAGGAGCUUUAUUAUGAAGUCUUUUGCAAUAAGUCUCAUUUGAGCGUAGAGAGCGUGGAGGACGCAGGGCUUGGUCGGGGCUGCGAUGCAAAGGGAUGCGCCAACGUUUCCCAUCAACCCCGGAGUUUGAUACGAGGGUAGAUGCUGACCUCCCGUCUGCUCGUCCAGUAACCCUCGCUGCUUUUAAAGUUUACAUGUGAAGGCUUGUGCUUUCAGCUUAUUUAGAAAUAAUUAAGUAGAACGAGACGCAACAAUCAUAAAAUACCAUUCUCACUCUGAACUUCACCAAAGCACAGUGAUUACAGCAGCUGCCCCCCAGAUCCUGUUGUAAUUUCUGUUAGCGGUGCCAAAAAUAAAGUCCAUAUGUGUUUAUGAGAUAUUUCAAGGUAAAUGUUAAAAUCCCUUUAUGUUGCUUUCUGAGAUGCUUCGUCAGCACAAGUUGAGGUUACUGGACGCAGCGAGAGGAGAAGGUGUUAAAUCCAGAAUAAUGAUGUGUGACUUAAAUAGAAAUCACAUGGAAGUGCCCUUCAAAGGCUCACAUGUGAAGCUAUACACAUGUUAUUGGGCCAUUUGGUUUUUUUCUGAGGAUGUGAAAAUAUUUUCAACUGUCAGCAAUAAUGUUGGGCCCCCAGAACAACCGAUUGGAAUGAUUUCAUCUCCGGGGUUUUUCUCUGUCACCGAUCAAAGGGUUUGAUUUGAUUAAAAAGGGAUGAGAGGUCGAGUCCCUGCACGUCCUAAUGAGAUGUUUUACAAAACUGCACUAAAUCCAAGUUGCUGAAGUAAAGAACAAAGCCACCGCUUCGUCUGAAGGCGCACUGAAAGAACUGAUGUGGUUGAAGUGUGAAUUUAUUUUCAUUUCAGUGGCUGCAAAAUGUAAGAUAUUGAUGACUUCUGUUCUAUUUUAAAAAUGUAAUUUAUUGCAAAUAAAUUAUUUUUCAACCAUC
Cololabis saira (Pacific saury) is the source of this 4220-nucleotide messenger RNA. RefSeq names its product c2cd2 like (gene c2cd2l). The transcript has 15 exons. Lineage: Eukaryota; Metazoa; Chordata; Actinopteri; Beloniformes; Belonidae. Gene Ontology annotation, molecular function: phosphatidylinositol transfer activity; phosphatidylinositol binding. Gene Ontology annotation, biological process: positive regulation of insulin secretion involved in cellular response to glucose stimulus. Bases 304 to 2394 code for a protein of 696 amino acids. The record is from RefSeq and is a predicted model, not a curated record. Gene Ontology annotation, cellular component: cytoplasmic side of apical plasma membrane.